AGCUGAAGAGGCGAGCUAGCUGAUAUAUUUUCAGAUAUCACCAUCAAUAAACAUAGCUAGUUUAAAGCGUAGUGUAACUACUCGUUUGUCUAGCCAGUUAACAUAAUAUUUAGCAGUAAAAGAGUAGGGUGUUUGGCGUCAACAAUGGCUGAGUUUGGUUUCAAUGAACACCAUCAGAAUGAGGCCAUCAACUACAUGCGCUUUGCACGCUCCAAGAGGAUCAUCAGACUCAAGACCAUUGACUCCUGCUUCGAGGACCUUAAAGACAGCAGGCUAGUGGAGGAGACAUUCACAGUGGACGAGGUGCGGGACAUGCUGGAUGGGCUGCAGCUGGUUGUGCGAGGGGAGGUCGAGACAGAGCUCAUCAACACGGCCCACACCAACGUGCUGCUGCUUCGGCAGCUCUUCUCCCAGGCUGAAAAGUUCUACCUCCGUCUGCAGACUGACAUAUCGGAGCUGGAGAACAGAGAGUUGUUAGAGCAAGUGGCUGAGUUUGAGAAUACUGAGUUUAAAAACCCAAAUAAGACUAACCAAGAAAUUAGCACGCCCAAGUUAGCACCGCUGAAUGAAGGUGGGGUAUCUGAACUUCUCAACAAGGAGAUAUCAAGGCUACAAGAGGAAAAUAAUAAGCUCAAAGGCAGGCUCCGGACUUUGGAAACCCAGGCCAUGGGUGCGUUGGAUGAGAAGACCAGGGCGGAGAGGGCUCUCAAAGACUUGCAGAAGGUCAAGGGGGAACAGCAAAUGACCACCCGUUCUCAGGAGAUCACUAGUCUGGAGGACACGGUGGCAGCACUGCAGGAAGACUACCAGAAGUCCCUGAGUGUCAACGCUGCCUCCCAAAGAGACCUGCAGGACAACCUGGUGUCUGCCAAACAUGACCUGCUCAGGGUACAGGAACAACUGUCCCUGGCAGAGAAGGAGCUGGACCGGAAGUUCCAACAGACUUCUGCCUACCGCAACAUGAAGGAGAUCCUCACCAAGAAAAAUGAGCAGAUCAAGGACAUCAGGAAACGGCUUUCAAAAUACGAGUCUGAUGAAUGAACCCUUUGCAUCACACAACAAGACACAAAAUGGAGGUUAAAAUACACAACAAGAGGGUAGAAAUGGCCCAAGACCUGGGACUGUCACUCUGGAGAAGGUUUUUGCCCAUUUAUCAUUUAUUCUACCCCACUGCAGGAGGAGGUGCUUUGAACAAAAAAUGUAAUUGAGAAUAUCACCUGUAGUUCAGAACCUUUCAGAAGAAUCGUAUCAUCUCGCUGAUCCAGCAGAUUUUGUAGUCAUUGGCUUUAGGAGAUGAUUGCGGGGUAUUAAGGGUUGGGGGCUAAUCGACAGAGCCUCCUAUGGUCAGUCUCACUGGGAGAAGAACCUUGAAUGUCUCUGUCCCUCUGCUACUCCGUGCUGUCCCAUAUCUAGGAGCUGGAGCUUUGUGUGUUUAGUAGUAGGUUUUCCUCAUUGCACUAUGCAAGUAUUGUAAAGUGGUUGUUCCA
Molecule: messenger RNA, 1487 nt
Organism: Salvelinus sp. IW2-2015
Lineage: Eukaryota; Metazoa; Chordata; Actinopteri; Salmoniformes; Salmonidae
Product: leucine zipper transcription factor-like protein 1
Biological process (GO): negative regulation of protein localization to cilium
Cellular component (GO): cytoplasm
Source: RefSeq, a predicted model, not a curated record